ACGUACAUCCGAUUCUUGACAUCUUAUUGUGCCAUUGAUAAUAAACAAGAACAAUGUCGAAAAUACAGUCAUUUAUUAUCAUUUUUAUGAUGGCAGCGAUAUGCUUUGAUGAAGGAUUAUCUAUGAGAAAGAGAAAAAGAGAAAGUAGACGGGGAAGAUGUCCAAGACGUCUGAUUAAAAAGAAUGGCUCCUAUGGGAUUAUUGAAACUCCUGGUUAUCCACUGCCUUACCGAAAUAAACUGAAAUGUGUCUGGCGUAUUCGAGUACCUAAAGGUUUCUACGUGCAUUUGGAUUUCAUUGAGACUUUUGAUGUGGAGUGUUUGUCAGGUGUAAAUCUUGCAGUAAGUACUAUCCGUCUUUACCGUCAUAACACACCUAAAGGAUCGCAACAAACUGUCGUAUUUUGUGGACGAGGAGAAAUGAGGAACGUCACUGUUCCUGAUAACUUCAUGUGGAUUCGCUUUCAAUCUGCAAACUCCAACAAAAGUCAAAAACAUAUUGGAUUUCGAGCAAGAUACAUGGCUCGAGAUGUUGAUGAGUGUCAAUUUUCGCAACAUCGUUGUCAACAGAACUGCGUUAAUACUUUGGGCAGUUAUCGCUGUUCGUGUAAUCUUGGUUAUAUACUUCAUAAAGAUGGCGUCAAUUGUACCGCUUACAAGAUACAUUUCGAAGAAAAAGAAUACAGGAAAAAUAUUUCCGAAUCAAUCCCUGAGAACACGUUGGUGUUGAGAGUCAAAGCUUUUGUUGAAAGAACAAGUCUUCCUAUUUCGUACAGUUUAAUAAGAAAGUAUCCAAAACAUCAUAAAAUUGGAUCUUAUCCAUUUAGAAUAUCUCGUUCUACAGGCGAGAUCAGGUCUCGUAAAAAACUUCCCCCAGAGGAGAGAAGUUACAAAAUGACAGUGAAGGCAUCAUUGAACAGGGUAAGUUAUGUUUUGGCCCCUGUUCAUUUUACAGUGUCGAAAAGAAACAUCCCAGAAAUUGAGUUUUCAAGACGAUCUUACAGCGUCAUUGUAAGUGACAGUAUGAAGAAUGGAGAAAAGAUACUUGAUCUCCCAAUGAAAUCACUAAAAGCUGCGCAGUUUAUUACGUAUAAUAUUUCAGGAUUGAACGAAUUUUUUUCAAUUCAUCGAGAUUUUGGCACAAUAAAACUCAAGCGGGAUUUCAGUGAAAUUAAACUCGCCAGAAAUUCUUCUAAGAAAUUUAGUUUCACUGUGAUAGCGCAGCUCCGACACCGUCCAACAACUAUUGUUGCAUCUGCACUUAUUGAUGUUUAUGUUAUACCUGCAUAUUCGGGCGAUGUUUUUGACCAUUUGCUGGAAAAAGUUAAUUUAACACAACAAGUACAACAUGAUGAAAGCAAUCAAUCUCGAAGGUCAGAAUUUGCAUUUCAUCGCUUCUUCCGUCGUCUAUCCCCGACAGCUCAAAAUAUAUCAAUUGCAAACACGAAGUUUAACAAAAUCAUCCGAGGAUUGCGAAAUAGCGUUAAGGACAAGUUUGCAUCUAUACGUGUUGUGACAAACGAACAAUUGAUCACAAAACUUUCUCCGAUUGUUCUUGCAUCACGUGACAAGCUAGCAGAGCUUAUUAACGCUACCCAUUGUGUUAUUCCUGUCGCCAAUUGCUCGAACCAAAGAUUUCAUUCAAAAUACAGGACAUUUGACGGAACUUGUAAUAAUCUCAACAAUACAUUAUGGGGAGCAGCCAAUAUUCCCUUCAAGAGGAUGGUAAAGGCAAAAUAUUGGGAUGCAGACGGUUUAGGGGAACCUUAUGGAUUUCCAGGGCAAUUACGAGUUGCAUCAUUACCUUCUCCACACUUGAUCAGCAAACGUUACGUGAAUCACAGGACAUCAGGAGAUAGAGGGGGAAAGUUUUCAUUGAUGAUGAUGCAAUGGGGUCAAUUUCUUGAUCAUGAUUUAACAUUUACAGCUGAAAGUGACGGAUCUGAACAUUGUGCAUUACCAAGGUGUGAUGGAUCAUCUGAAGAUUUUGAGUAUCCUUGUUAUCCUAUAAUGUAUCCAAAAACAAGUGGUGAGUGCACGAUGUUCACACGGUCAGCGGCUGCAUGUCAAACAGAUCCCGAAAACAUCAGCAAACGAGAGCAAUUAAAUUUAAUCACGUCCUACAUCGACGGAUCACAGAUUUAUGGUUCGUCAAAGACACAAGCCGAACGUUUAAGAGAGUUUUCACCAGAUUACCAAGGCUUUCUUAAAGUCAACCCUACCACGUAUCUAUUACCGGAUAUGGAGACUACUUUAAAACCUCCGUUGAAUUUAUGCCAAUUUUCAGGAGGUUGCUUUGAAGCAGGUGACAUGCGGGCUAACGAACAGAUUGUCCUUGCUGCGAUGCACACGUUAUGGGUACAUGAACAUAAUCGAAUCGCUAGAAUAUUGAAAGUAGUUAACUCGCGUUGGAAUUCAACCAAGAUUUACCAUGAAACAAGAAAGAUUGUAAUUGCUGAGUUACAGCAUAUAACUUAUACAGAAUAUCUUCCAAAGUUAUUAGGGGAAGAUUAUCGUUCAGAAUACACUGGCUACGAUGGCAACAUCGACACGACAAUCUACAAUGCAUUUGCUACUUCUGCAUUCCGUGCAGGGCAUAGUUUAGUUCGACCAGCAUUUUCUAGAUUGGAUGAAAAUUUUGAACGUAUUGGUGAGGAUGUUCCCUUGGUGAAAGCUUUUUUCAACAAUGAUCUUUUAAAAAAGGAAGGCAUCGCCCCUUUUAUUCUUGGCUUAUUGGGAAAUGUUUCAGAAACGAUAAAUCGUGGAAUGGCUGAAGGAUUAACGAAACACUUAUUUCAACAACCUGGUUCUCAGCACGGUUUUGAUUUAGCAGCAUUGAAUAUUCAACGUGGACGAGAUCACGGACUUCCUGGCUAUGGAGCUUGGAGACGAGAAUGUGGUCUUCCAGAAGCGACAUUUUUUGACGAGACGAACUAUGAGAUUACAGAUACAAAAGCGAGAAAUAUUCUAAAUGAGUUGUACGAUACUGUGGAACACGCUGAUCUCUGGGUAGCUGGACUUGCGGAGGCGCAUGUUCCAGGAGCAAUGAUUGGUCCUACGUUUCACUGUAUAUUAAAACGACAAUUUGAAAGACUAAGAAGUGGAGAUAGGUUUUGGUAUGAACGAGAUGGUGUUUUUACAACAGAACAAUUGCUUGAAUUGAAGAAAACGUCGUUGUCUCGUGUGAUUUGCGAUAAUCUUUACAAUGUCGUGUCUCUUCAACCAGAUGCAUUUCUUCCAGUUAAUGAGGACACAAACAGAAGAGUUGAAUGUCAGAAUGGCCUCCCUAUAAUCGAUUUUAGCAAAUGGAAGGAAGAGAAAUGUUCAGGUAAUCAAUGUGAUGUUUUGGCGACAAGACCUUUUCGAUGGAGUGAUUGGGUUUAUACGCAAAAACUCUCAACAGGAUCGUGGGCUCUAGUUGACCUAAAGAAAAUGUGUGGUGGUUUCUCGAGUCUUGAGAUAGAAUGUAAAACAGCUGAUGGCGAGAAUGCAGCGAGUACAGAGGAAAAUUUUGACUGCAGCAAUGAUGUUGGUUUCGUAUGUAGAAACAAUGAACAGGACAAUGUUAAAUGCAGUAAUUAUAAAUUUCGACUCAAAUGCUCGGAUACUGAAAAAGCAGAACCAGUAAGGAAGCCAACAAACACAGGUGUUCCUAAUAAGAAUUUUGAAAAUACAUAUGAGUGCAGUCCAGAUUUAAAAGCUCAAUAUUUCCAAGUGAGUUCACUAAAAGCAGAGGUUACUCAAGCACUGACAAUUUUUUCUCCUUCUCAAAACAGCGCUGGUGCAGAAUAUCUUUACCUAGGACGUCAUGUAAAUGAUCAUAACCAUCGCUUCCUUAUUCAAUUUGAUCUGGCCAGAAUACCGCGUCGUGCCCGGCUUUUAUCAGCUACGUUACAGUUAUUCUUAGUCAAUGCUGGGAAUAAAGUAGAUAAUUUGAUACAUACAGUCGACGUUUACCCAAUAACUAGUACUGAAUGGCAUGAAUUAAAUACAACAUCACGGUUUCCGUGGUAUAAGGAUUUUUUGGGUAUUAACGAGGAUGUGGAUAAAGCUAGUGCAACAAAGAGUGCUGAAAUAUAUUCUAAAGAUAAAGAAAAAUGGGUGAAUAUUGACAUUUUCCAAUCUGUUUACAACUGGAAGAUGUCAAGUAAACGACGCCCUAAUUUUGGAUUGAUGAUCAAACUGACCAAUGAAGAUCAAGCUAUUUCCCUCGUCAAGUUUGCUUCAAAUAAACACGACAACGCAUCAAUUCAUCCGAAACUUCAUAUAUGUCUAGUUGCUCAAAUUUGGUAAUGCUCAAAGGUCGCAAAUUGCUGUAAAUGAAUUUUAAAAUAGAGUGGAUUUGGUACAAUAGGACUUAAUAAAAAUCGUUUCGUAGCUCUAUA
Messenger RNA from Xenia sp. Carnegie-2017, 4384 nucleotides. RefSeq lists its product as uncharacterized. Gene Ontology annotation, cellular component: membrane. NCBI's taxonomy places the organism in Eukaryota, Metazoa, Cnidaria, Anthozoa, Malacalcyonacea, Xeniidae. The coding region runs from base 54 to 4292 and encodes 1412 amino acids. Gene Ontology annotation, biological process: homophilic cell-cell adhesion; response to oxidative stress. Gene Ontology annotation, molecular function: heme binding; calcium ion binding; peroxidase activity. The record is from RefSeq and is a predicted model, not a curated record. The transcript has 15 exons.